CUGGGCCUCCUGCUGCAGCCAGGAUAUCAAAGGCUGCAUUGUGCAUUGAGCUGGGGCCUUGGUCCCUUGUGUGCCCGGGAGGAGGCGGGAGGAGGGACACUCUUGGAGGGCUGUCCCCUCCCAGUGCUCUUCUGGCUGGUGUUCCCAGGGGUCUCGGCCUGAGGAGGAUGGUGCACACAUGGGUGGCUGCUUCUGCAUCCCCGGGGAGCCGAGUCUGUCCUGGGGCCCAGGUAAAGAAACUCCUCCGAAGGAUCCAACCUCAUCGACUGAGUUUAUAUCCUCAUCUGAAGAAAAGGAAAAAUGUUUCCUGCUACAGAACAUGACUCCAGACCUGACGCUCUCCUUCAGUGUGAAGAGCCGCUCCAAGAGGUGUGUGAACGGCCCCUUGCAGGAAGCAGCCAGGAGGCGCCUCUGGGCGCUGGAGAAUGAGGACCAGGAGGUGCGUGCACUGUUUAAGGACCUCUCAGCAAGGUUGGUGGGUAUCCAGUCCCAGAGGGCCCAGUUCCUCAUCACCUUCAAGACCAUGGAGGAAAUCUGGAAGUUCUCCACCUACCUGCACUUAGGCUAUGUAUCUGCAUGUCUGGAGCAUCUUCUCUUUGACCACAAGUACUGGCUCAACAGCAGAUUGGUGGAGGAUACAGAGAUCCAAGUGUCAGUAGAUGAUAAACACCUGGAAUCAAUAUACCUGGGACUCCUGAUACAGGAAGGCCACUUCUUCUGCAGAGCCAUGUGCUCCGUGGCUCAGCCAGCUGAGAAGGAAGGGGAGUAUUUGACACUUUACAAGAACGAGUUAAUCUCAGUGAAGAUAGCCGAAGGAGGAUCCGAGUGGGAAGGCAUGUCCUUGGCAACCGGUCAGCGGGGCCUGGUGCCCGUGUCAGCCCUGGAACCCCUGCCACUCCCUUUCCACCAAUGGUUCCUAAAGAAUUAUCCAGGAAGCUGCGGCCUUUCCAGGAAGAGGGAUUGGACAGGCUCCUACCAGAUCGGCAGAGGGAAGUGUAAGGCCUGGAAGGAAUAUGAGAGGGAAGAAAACGAUGAGCUGGAUCUCCGCCAGGGAGAGAACAUCGAGAUCAUCGGCUUUGUCAUCCCCGGGCUCCAGUGGUUCAUUGGGAAGUCAACACGCUCAGGAGAAGUGGGCUUUGUCCCCACCGGGAACAUAGAUCCUGAUUCUUUUUCCCCAGUGAGCAAGAACUCUGCCUUUUUCAGUGACGAGGAAAGAUGGUCUCUGUGGGUCCUGGGAAGUGACAGGAAAGCUGAGUGUGCCAACUUCCUCCACACGCUUGCUCAUACUGACAUCACGUCUGUCUACCGGCUUAGUGGGUUUGAAUCCAUCCAGAAUCUUCCAAAUGAUCUGAGCGCAUCCCAGCCUGAAGGCUUCAAGGAGGCCCGGCCUGGUGGAGCCUGGGAGGAGCACCAGGCUGUGGGCUCCAGACAAUCCAGCAGCUCUGAGGACUCCAGCCUGGAGGAGGAGCUCCUUUCAGCUGCCUCAGACAACUAUCACCUGCUGGAGACUGAUGACCUUGAUGACCCGGAACUUCUCAUGGACCUAAACACUGGUCAAGAGGAGGAGGAGGCUGAGAACUUUGCCCCCAUCUUGGCUUUUCUGGAUCACAAGGGUUAUGCUGACCAUUUUAAGAGCCUCUACGAUUUCUCCUUCUCUUUCCUCACAUCUUCUUUCUACAGCUUCUCUGAGGAGGAUGAGCUUGUGGCCUACCUGGAGGCCUCGAGGAAGUGGGCCAAGAGGAACCACAUGACCUGGGCCCACGCCCGUCUCUGCUUCCUCUUGGGCCGGCUGAGCGUCAGGAAGGUCAAACUCUCUCAGGCCAGGGUGUACUUUGAGGAGGCCAUCCACAUUCUCAAUGGGGCAUUUGAGGACCUAUCCUUGGUGGCUGCUCUGUACAUCAAUUUGGCUGCCAUCUACCUGAGGCAGAGGCUGAGGCAUAAAGGCUCGGCCCUGCUGGAAAAGGCAGCUGCCCUCUUGGCUUGCCUUCCUGACCGUGAGUCUAGUGCCAAGAACGAGCUUGAGGUGGUGGCCUAUGUGCUGCGCCGGGGCAUUGCGGUGGGCAGCUGCUCCCUGGAGGCCAGGGCCUGCUUCCUGGCCAUCCGAUUGCUCCUAAGCCUCGGCCAGCAUGAGGAGGUCUUGCCCUUCGCUGAGCGCCUGCAGCUUCUCUCUGGACACCCUCCUGCCUCGGAUGCUGUGGCCACCAUCUUGACUUUUCUGUAUGAUAAGAAAUAUCUUCCACACCUUGCAGUGGCCUCUGUCCGGCAAUGUGGUGCCCAGAAUGCCCAAGGGAUGUCCCUUCCCAUUUGGCAGGUCCACCUGGUUCUCCAGAAUAGCACCAAGCUCCUUCGUAUUCCCUCCUCAAGCUGGGGUGAAGUUUCCACCCUGGCGUGCCCGACACUCAGGCAGGCGUUGGCUGCCUGUGAGGAGCAGGCAGAUCGGAGCACCCAGAGGGCCCUGUGUCUCAUCCUGUCCAAAGUGUACCUCCAACACAGGUCUCCUGAUGGUGCCAUCCACUACCUGAGCCAAGCCUUGGUGCUAGGGCAGCUGCUGAGUGAGCAGGAGGCCUUCGAGUCUGCCCUCUCCCUGGCCUGGGCCUAUCUCUUAGCCAGCCAGGCGAAGAAGGCUUUGGACAUCCUUGAGCCACUCUUAUACUCCAUGCAGGAGACAGAGAGUGUUACCCAAAAGGGGGUGGUCCAUAACCUCCUGGGACUUGCACUUCAAGGUGAAGGCCGGGUGAACAGGGCAGCCAAGAGCUAUUUCCGAGCCUUGAACAGAGCCCGGGAGACGGGGGAUGUGCGUAACCAGGCGGUGACUUUGGCUAAUCUUGGCCACCUGACUCUUAAGUCCCGGGCUCAGUGGCCGGCCAGAGACUAUCUCCUGCAGGCAGUCCGACUCUAUUCUGAACUCCAGGCCAGCAUGGAGACAGACAUGGAAUUAGUACAGGUGCUUCUCUGGCUGGCCCAAGUCCUGGUGUAUGGACGCCAGCUGACCAGCGGCCGCCUCUGUUAUGAAACGGCGCUGCUGUUUGGCUUAAGCCAUCGACACCUAAAGAGUCAGCUUCAGGUCACCAAAUCCCUCUGCCAUUUCUACAGCUCUGUGUCCCCAAACCCUGAGGCAUGCAUCACCUACCACGAGCACUGGCUGACCCUGGCUCAGCAACUCAGGGACCGGGAGAUGGAGGGGAGGCUGCUGGAGUCCCUUGGGCAGCUCUAUCGGAACCUGAACACAGCCAGGUCCCUCAGGAGGUCCCUCACCUGCAUCAAGGAAAGCCUGCGUAUCUUCAUUGACCUGGAGGAGAGAGACAAGGCGGCCGAGGCCUGGCUCGGGGCUGGGCGACUUCACUACCUCAUGCAGGAAGAUGAGCUGGUGGAGCUGUACCUGCAGGCAGCCAUCCAGAAAGCCCUGAAGUCAGAGGAGCCCUCCCUGGCUCUCAAACUCUAUGAAGAAGCAGGUGACGUGUUCUUCAACGGGACCCGCCACAGGCAUCGCGCAGUGGAGUAUUAUCGAGCUGGGGCUGUUCCUUUAGCAAGGAGGAUGAAGGCGGUGAGAAGUGAGCUCCGGAUUUUCAACAAGCUGACAGAGCUGCAGAUCAGCCUGGAAGGCUAUGAGAAGGCUUUAGAAUUUGCCACCCUGGCGGCCAGACUCAGCACAGUCACAGGAGAUCAGAGGCAGGAGCUGGUGGCCUUUCACCGUCUGGCUACUGUGUACUAUUCCCUGCACAUGUACGAGAUGGCUGAGGACUGCUACCUGAAGACUCUGUCCCUCUGUCCACCUUGGCUGCAGAGUCCCAAGGAAGCCUUGUACUAUGCCAAAGUGUAUUAUCGCCUGGGCCGACUCACCUUCUACCAGCUGAAGCUAUUGGCAGGCUCAAACCCACAUCUAAAAGGGAUGCCCACGAUGCCACUGAUUACUUCUGGCUGGCCCUGGCAGCAGCGGUCCUGUUGGGUGAUGAGAAGCUGCAGGACACCAUUAGAAGCAGGCUGGACAACAUCUGCCAGAGCCCCCUGUGGCACAGCAGCCCCUCUGGGCGCUCCUCAGAGCGGGCACGGUGGCUGAGUGGCGGGGGGCUGGCCCUCUGAAGAGAGCUGUCCUAUCUCUGACCAUGCUGUGACCAGAAGCUGCCUCCUCACCCUAGACUCCUAGACACUGUUCUGGAAGGUCUGCAACAUCACUGGCCCAGCCCUCUCAUCUUGCAGUGGGAAGAGCGCAAUCCAGAGGGAGAGGGACUCAUUCCAGGCCACACAAGGAGUGCACGAUGGAGCAGGGAUGAGAAGUCCUGGCUUUGUGUCUAAAGCCUUUCCUGUGGCCUUUCCACACAUGCAGACUCUGAAAUGCACUUUCUCAACAGGCAAUUCUAGAGAAAAUGAGAAACCUUGCCCCUGGAAGACCUGUCUCCUUCCCCCAGUGAGGAAAUCAGGCAGGCACUGGAGAGAAGGCAAGGGGACUGCACUUUGCUCCCUUCACUGACUUUGCUCAGGGAAAGACCCCUCCCCCCACCAGCAGAGAAAUUGGUAGUUUCUUUCUUCUCUCUCUUCAGCCAGGACCAAAGGAGGUGCCACUCCUCUACAUCAUGAGGACUGGCAGGCAGGAAUUCACCAUGCUCUUAGCUCAAAAGACACAGCCUCAGAAUAGCCAGCUGGAGCGCCCAGGCUGUGAGGUCUGACAUGGAUUUGGGAUUCACUGUCUCCAUCCUGCUGCGAGGCUCUGUCCCCCCAUAACCUUCCAGAAACCCCAGGGAAGCUUCCCAAGGGCCAAGGCAUAACAAUUGGGCACUAAGAAAAUUAUGGGGUAAAUUACAUGUGCAUAGUGUGUAUUAUUAAAUAUUACCCAUUUACAUUUAUACACUCAUUUGUCCCCUUUAGAAUAGGGAGAGAUGAGAUGGGAGACUUGAAGGAUGGGUUAAAUAUUACCAAGAUGUCAUAUUGAUUUCAGAGUAGCUCCCUGACAAAGCAUUUCUAUUAGUUAUCUAUCAUUCCAGAAUACACGUAGUGGUUUGAAACAUUUAUUAUCACACAGUUUCUGUAGGAAGGCAAGAAUCCAGGUGGGACUUAGCUGGGUCCUCUGGCUGAAAGGCUAUGAUCAAGGUGUCAGCUAUGGCUGUGGUCUCCUCAAGCUCAGCUUGGGGAGGACCUGCUUCCAAACUCACCCACAUUGUUGUUGGUGGGAGUCACUUCCCUGCUCUGGGCCAGAGACUGCCCACAGGUCCUCGCCAUGUGGGCUUCUCCAUCCGGCAGCUCACAACAUGGUGGCCUGCUUCAUCGGAGCGAGCAAGUGAGAAGAAGAAGAGUGAGCGAGAGAAGGAGGUCACUGUCUUCUCAUCUCACCUAACGGAAGGGACAUCCUAUUAGUUUUGCCUAUUCAGUUUGUUAUAAGUGAGUCGCUAGGUCCAGCCCACACAAGGAGGUGGGGAAUCGUUGGGGACCGUUUCAGCAGCUGCCUACCACCGUAUCUAUCUGAGUUCUUGGAUAAUGGAAUCCAGGAUUUUCUAAGGCAGUGAACUCACAGCAUGGUCCACUGACUGGGCCAGCAGCAUCAGCAUCACCUGUGAGGUUGUUUGAAAGGCAAAUUCUGGUGCCCACCUAAGACCUCUGAAUCAGAGUCUCCGGAGCCUACGAGUCCCAGCUUUAACCCGCUCUCCAGGUGGCUAUAAUGCACAGGAAAGCACGAGAGGAGCUGUUCUGGAACCACGGUUCUCAGAGAGGAUGCGAAAGACCCCUCUAGGAAGCUUGCUGAAAAUGAACUUUCUGGUUCCUACCCCAAUAAUUCUGACUCAGUAGGUCUGGGAGAUGUCCCAUGAAUGUGGAUUUUUAACGAGCAUCUAAGUGAUCCUGAUGCAGGUGUUCACCCUUGCUCUGAAAUGUGGGAACAUCCCAGAAGAUCUAGCCACAGGGCUCGCCACCUCAUGCCCCGCAGCUCAGAUUUUAAUUUCUAGCUUCUUGGGCCACUGAACAGUUGGUGGUGUGGUGAAGUGGGAAGGGAGUGGUAAUUGAGUCAACAUUGCAUCUUCUAGUCACCGAGCUUGUCUAGACAUCAGUACAUUUUGUUUUCUCUCAAGAGCUUGGUUGGUUGUCAAAACGCUCUCUACUCUAGAGAGUGGUCUUCUCUAGGAAGGAAAGGAAGUGACCUAAUCCACCACUAUGCCAAAUAGAUGUGGUUUUGCUCCUACCACAAACCAUAAAAUUCCCGAGGGUGGAGCGAUGUUGUGGAUGAGCCUGACCUCCCACGCAGAGUCCCUUCAACAACAUUCCCGGGAGAUGGACAAGGGCACAUGCGUUCCAGAACGGUUACGCAUCUUGUGUUUGAAGAUGGCUUGCUCUGCCCUGGAACCCAAGCCGUGACCCAUUCCCCAGUUGACUGGCGUUCCAGACCCUCUCCCUUUUCCCGCUGACCUAUUGCUCUCCUCUGGCCAGAUGCCAGUUUCUGUCCCUCUGAUGGUGUGAUUCCCAUAACUGCAGCAAGCUUUUGGUAUUGGCUGGUGGGUGGAGAUACAGAGGGAUGUUACUGUACUAAAUGUAACUUAAUGUGUAUUUUAAUGUUGCAUUAAGAUUUUUCUUCUCCCUAGCAGCCACAUCUUGCCAUUGGCUCACAUUGAGCUUAUGAACAUGAAAUAUCUUCUCACAUGAGCUUCUGGUUGGCCAGGUCUUUCUCAAUUGCUACAAAGAUACAUAUAAAUAAAUAAAUAUUUAAAUAAAUAUGUAUAUUUAAGUGAA
Molecule: messenger RNA, 6711 nt
Organism: Equus caballus (horse)
Lineage: Eukaryota; Metazoa; Chordata; Mammalia; Perissodactyla; Equidae
Source: RefSeq, a predicted model, not a curated record